UAUAUAUGUGUCAAUAUAUACCGAAAAUAAUAUAUCAAAUGUAUUUCCCCUUCUCGGGAUAUUCAACAGUAUUUAACAGAAAUUAGUGUGUAUGACGUAAUUACGUAUAUAUAAAUCGUUAAUACGAGACGUAUAUUCAAAAACCACACAUUGAAAUGAAAGAAGAUAGGAUUAUAUAGCGAGGAAAAGGAAAUGAAAACAAUCAUUGUAAUAAAUUAUCCAUGAGCAAAAGGAAUUGAAGCAUUACUUUAAAAUGGGAUCUUCAAAUUCAAAAAAGAUAGAGGAGGCGAAAACAACUGGGGUAAAACACGGGAAAUUGUCAAAUGCGGCGAUACCAGACCCUUUGCAGAAGCAACGGCAUCAGGACGGCACAUCAUUAAAUAAUAUACCAAAACCGUCAGUGGUAUUUUCCAGUGAACAUCGUUUUGGAAAAGCAAGCACUCUGAAGACAAAACAAAUAAAGAAACACGUAAUUGCUGCCAUUGAAAUUGGAUACACACAUUCAGGAUAUGUAUUUUGUUUGGGUAAAAAGUUUGCGUUUGACGGAGGAGGUCUAUUUUGUCCAAACUGGGAAGCAAAAGACAAAGGAGUAGUUUCCUUCAAAACAUCCUCAGCGAUUUUGUUCCGACCUGAUAAAUCUGUUCAUAGUAUAGGUUACGAAGCAGAGGAACAUGUCAGCAGAAUUCAAUGUGAACCAGAUUCUGGAAAAUGUUUCUUUUUCAAAAACUUCAUGGUGGAGUUUAACAAUCUCAAGGGUACAGCUUUUGAAGAUUUUAAAAUAAAAGAUUUUUGCCAAAAUAAUGUUACGAUGAAAGCAGUAGAUGUUAUAUCUAGCUUCAUUUCUCAAAUAAAAGACAAACUGAUCAUUGAACUAGGAAGACGACAACUAGGGUACAACGAAAUGGAUAUACAGUGGAUGUUAACCACACCUGGGUCUUUAGAACCCUCCUAACUCCAACUUUUAAACACCGCCGCUAUAAAGGGUGGUAUUAAACAAGAUCAAUUGACUCUUGUACAGGGACCCGAAGCCGAGCUAAAGUAUCAUCAAAUAUUUACAAGUUCACCAUCUACAUUUGGCGAAGAACAGAUUGCACCACUUCCAAAAACCUUCAGAGCGCUCUUAGUACAUUUAGGAGGUGUAGCUAUCGACUUGACUGUAGUAGAAGUCAAAAGAAGAGAAGACAAAUAUCAUUGAGACAAUGUAUCAUACAAAUGAAAGCGCAAAACAAGAGUUUAUUAGAUUUUUAAAACGCUUAUUUGGAGGGGACGUUUUGAACUAUUUAAAAGAUUAUCAUCCAUUGGAGUACGCUGAAUUUCUAGAUAAUUUUGAAAAGAAACUGAAGUAUUUCGAGUCAGAUAAAAUAGUUACUGUUCGUGUUCCUCCUAGAUGGUACGAUGCAUAUGAAGAAUGCACAGGUGACACACUGCCUAAUACAAUAAACCAAACAGCAUUCAAAGAAUCAGUGUCAUUUCAGAAUGAUAAAAUAAGGAUGAGUCCAGAGUUGUUCAGAAAGUUUAACGAAAAUGCUACAGAAUUUACUACUGAAAUGGUAGAAAAGACGUUAGCAAAGCAUUCAGCGUCAGGAAUUGGCUUUCUAUUUAUAGCAGGUGACCAUGUAGACGACAUGUUUGUAAAUACAUUAAAAAAACAAUAUCCGGGUCAUAGGAUUAUUGUUUCUAAGAAUCCAGAACUUGCUGUUUUGAAAGGAGCUGUUUUGUAUGAGAUAGUAGAAUAAACGUUAAUUGUACGAAAUUAAUUUAUCACACACAUAAAUGGGUAUUGUUUUUUUUCCUCCUUAA
Mytilus trossulus (common blue mussel) is the source of this 1800-nucleotide messenger RNA. RefSeq lists its product as uncharacterized. The transcript has 9 exons. NCBI's taxonomy places the organism in Eukaryota, Metazoa, Mollusca, Bivalvia, Mytilida, Mytilidae. The record is from RefSeq and is a predicted model, not a curated record. The coding region runs from base 254 to 952 and encodes 232 amino acids.